UUAAGUUAGCUCAAACAGUAGCAGGAUUUUAAUAGCAGCGGCUGGUCCGCUGGAUUUUGUGAUUUUAUAUUAGUUUGUGUAUUAUAUGUACUAAUUGUUCAUGAAAAAUGGCACCGGGCCCUGUAGAAGAGCUGGCUCUUUUAGAAUUAGAGAGGUCGAACAAGGGGGCCUCAAAGCAGCGGCGAGAUCAGAUAAAUGGCGAGAUUGGCACGAUGCGCGACCUACUUCCGCUCCCGGAGUCCGCUCGACAGAGACUAUCCCAGCUUCAAAUAAUGUCGCUUAGCUGCGUGUAUAUCAGGAAAUGUAACAUAUUACAGAAAAUGCUGCCAAGCAAUCGUUGCUCAAUCGAAGUGCCUUGCGAUUUCUCAUCGGCACUGACUGGGUUCAUACUUGUGACGACCCGGGACGGCAAGCUGGUCUAUAUCUCGGAGAAUGUAACCGAGUACCUCGGACACUCAAUGGUGGAUAUGAAAACCCAGGGCGACAGUUUGUUCGACAUUGUGGACAAGCGGGACCAUGGAACUGUGCAGGCGCAGUUACUCCAUGGCUCCACUUCCGCCGAGGGAUCCCAGGACCGUCAGAUCUCUUUUUUCUGUCGCAUGAACAUGUCACGGACGCUCAAACGCCAAGGCGGCUUCGGUGAUGUCAAGGUGAUGCACGUGCGCGGUCACUUGGUACCAGUUGGCGGGAAAGAGACGAGCCCCGAGCAGCACAUGUUCAUGGCGCUGUGCACGCCCCUCAUCACCCCUGACGUAAAAGAAAGCCUUAUACAGAACAACACAACUGUGUUCAAGAGCGUUCACAAGCUCGACAUGUCCUUCAUCGAAAUCACCGAGACAGGAGAGUUUCAUCUGGGGCUUGGGACAACGGAAGUGGAGGGCCGCUCCUGGUACUCCAUGCUUCAUCCGGAGGACCUCGCCGAGGCCCGCGCUAAACACAUGCAGUUGAUUAAAUCCCGACACGAGAUGGGAUGCAUGAUGACAGUGCGCAUGCUCACGGAGACGCACGAGACCGUGUGGGUGAAUAUAGUGAUGCACGUGCGACAGGCGCUCGUUACCAAUAGUGACGACCCGGUUAUCGUCUGCAUUAAUCAAGUUGUCAGCGAGAACGAGGCUGCUCAAUUCAAAAGUCAAGGGCAACUGUUUGCCCUGUUUGCUGCAAGGACACCGGACAUGUUCUUCGGCGGCCACCACUUCAACCAACUACAGCAGGAGAUGCUCACACGACAACACGCUCAGGCGUACAUGCAGCAGCAACCGGCCCAGCCCCAGGGACCCCCGGGCUUCUUUGCCGAGCAACAGCGAUACCAGUACACCGCCCCUUCUCAGACACAGACUAGCUUUCCGCAACAGCAGUCUCAGUAUAUGGGCGGAAUCGACUCAAUCUGCCAACAGCAGAGGACUCAGGGACACACGAGCACCAUCAGGGCUCUCAAGCGGAAACUACAGGAAAACUUCAUAUCAUCAUGCAAACCUAGCAAGAUGUCCAGGGUGGGUUCAUUUGACAGCGAGGAUGGUGGUUUUGCGGACUUCAUCUCGGGAGGUGAGACACAGUAUGUCAUGAAUGUCAACGUAUUUAGGUCUGCCGGCUCCGCUUCACAAGCUGUGGACAAUGGAGGUAUCGCUGCUUUCACUGGCGAAACCAUGCCAUUGGUCUACCAGCAUAAUAGCCUGGACCCCAUGCACGCCCUACGACUGAAGAAGUCCAUGCGUCUGCCAGUAUCUAUGAAUCCUGUUGCUUUCGGUGCGGCACCCAUUGUCCAGAAACUGCCACCAACUUGCACCUUAGAGCAGGUUGUUCCGGAAGUAGUCAUUCCUGAUUGUUACCUGACCCCUGACCCAUCCCCGGCUUCCUCGCCCAAACCUCUGAUCUCCAGGACAGGUAUCAAACAGGAAACACAGGAAAUCAAACAGCUGACGUCAUACGUAAUGGGUAGACUUGACGAAUUAAAACAGAACCAGACAAUCUCAGAACCAUCGGUAAAAUUAGAUGGAAAGAAACGGAAAAAUCUGCCAAUCAUUGAUGCCACAUUCGUUGAUACAUUCUUCGAUGAGAUAGAGCCUAUGCUCGUCAGACCAGGCAGUGUCGAGAUCAAGACCGAGCCUAUGUCUCCUCCGGUGCCUAUGGUUCGGGAGAGCCACCUGUCUCCCCCAGUCACCCAGACAUCGCACACGCCUUCUCCGCCGCCCACUGUCUUGCCAAUGCCGCCGACGUGCGAACUGAAGGAAGAGCUCACACUGGAAGACUGCACAUACCUGGAGGAGUUCCUUGGCCUGGUAGGUUCGGCUGGUCCUGAAAUCCAAGCCGCGUUUUCUCCGGUGUCCGUCGCCGACAGCAUGUCUCCAGUCGCCUCUCCGACGUCCGUUGGCACCGGCUGUAUGCCGGAGUCCCUGUCACCUAGGGCACCAACAUAUGGCUCCAACCAUUGCAUCAAGCAGCAGAGCUCUAUGGAUCAGACAUACCCAGAGCUCAGCCCCUGCUCCACUUCCCCCGGAUAUGAGGGUCGGGACGAUCUCAUGGACCCAGACAAUUGGCUGCUGGAGCCAAUCAGUCUGCCCCUGGAAAUGACAUUAGACGGCCUCGACACCCUGCCGGAAAUGAGGCAGGAUGUGCGACAGGACGAGCUAUGCCGCCUGAAGCAGAUUCUUCAGCAGACCUGGGGACCAUGUGGUUCCUUCUCGCAUAAAACCACCCUGUAGGAUUCUCGUGUGUAAGUGUUACUUACGUCAUAAUCGUGUAUGGCAUAUUGCCAUGUAGCCACUCAGCGUCCUUGGCGCCGCCUGCUGGUCAGGACUUCCGGUCGCCUUACAGACGCCGCUGUAUCGGCCCCCCUCGCUUGCUGGUCGGGCGAGGCACAUCCUGUUUUAUACCCAUCAUUGGAAAAACUUACAUUGUUACAUACUGACUCAAAACAUCUAUAGAUGUCCGGAGCCAUCAUCACAGUGUGUACUUAUACUGCAGCUAGAUUAUUCUUAUUGUAUUUGUCAUGCUGGUACAUGAACAAUUUUUAUUUAUUUUGUUUUACUUUUGCGCGGGCGUACAUUUCAUUUUACACAGUAUGAUAUUUGCCUGGACAAUGUAUUAGCUUAUAGGGCGAGCUUAGCUCUGAACUGAAUAUCAUUGGGACUGUGUAAACAGACGGAGACGGUUGGAUAGGAAGAGGAGUGCCUUCGUUUAUUGUUAAAGUUGACGCGGGCGGAACCGAAAAAUAAGUGCUUUGUUUUAAGGAGAGCCGAAGAAAACUUGGCCUAGCAGUUAGUUAGGCCAUGUUUUUCUGAAGCUUUCCUGUCGUUUGUAUAUAAUUCAACAACCUAUGUAUUUGCCUUUAUUCAUGAUGUAUGCUAUUGUUUUCCCGCGUUUUUCACUUCAGAAAUGUAGUUAAUUUGAAGCUUUAUGUUUUGCUAACUUUUUUAUGAUUUUAGCCUGAUUGAGUUGGCGCUGGUAGCUUUAAUCAAUCCCAAAUAGUUUUGUUAAUGAGAACAUUAAUGUUUUUUGUGUAUAUUUAUGUGUCGUUCAGCACGUCGCUUUCAUUAUUUUAACAGCGUAACUCUUUGGGCAAGACUUGAUGGAUUUGUGUUUUUGCCUCUGUCGAACUGUUGUCGCCUGCUGGUCAGGCGGGCAACAGACGGGGUUGUCGUCAGCUGCGGUUCCCCGGGUUGCUCGUGCGCUGGUUCGCACUUCCGGUAGUUAACUGGAGAGCCGGGUACCGCGGUCGAGAUGAGAGAUUUCUCUUAGUAUGUUAAGCUUGGUUUUGACAUUGUCAAUAACUCAAUGUGCUUCUGCCGGUCGGAGGCACGAGUCGUUCUUCCUAUGUUGUACAUGCUGUAAUUAGCUCAUUGUGUCCAUUACUAACCUCUUUUGUUAUGCUGCAAGUUUUUGCUACUAACAUCGUUUUGUUUGAUCACCUAUGAAUGUAUUUUAUUUUCGCAUUACUUGAGGAAGAGGCGUAGCUAAUUUUGGAUUUAUUUGCAUUCAGUCUGCACCGCACAUAUUAUCAUUUAUGUAAGGUUUUUGAUUUCACAAAGUGAUGUAUUAAGUUAUGUCAGCCGCUGGUCGGAAAACGUUUGUGAAUAUUUUAAGCUUUAUUUCGAUUUAAUUCACCACUGAAGCAAAUAGGUCUGAAUAUCAAACGUCUUGGUGAAGCUUAGCUGGCAGGCUCAGCCAAGCUUUCAAACCAGUCUUUUGAAAGUUAAAGAUCUAUUUGCAUACAGUAUGCUACUUGUUAUUCGUGUCACUAUUUUAUUAGCAGCAUUUAAUUAAAUUGGCUUCGUCAGAAUUUUCCAACACCGAUGCUAAAUUGGCCAAGUUUCAGAUGAACCUCACUUAAAAGGUUAAAACAAAGCCUUGUUAGCGUUGAUUAGCACACCAUUGACCAGAGUCGGAAACGUUGGUUUUGCUAAUGAAGUUGGGUCACAGACCCCAUUUACUCUCGCCCAAGUGCAAAAAGUAUAAACGCAGGACGGUUAUAUCCAUAAGAAUCGCACUUUUGAUGAGAAUGAACUACCAGACCAUCGAACAGGACGAGAUAGCAUUGCGUUUUAAACUUUUCGAAUUUCUUUGAAGUAUUUUUAACUCAAAAAUUAUUCCCGCUGGACGGAAGCUGUCAAAGAAAUGAGAAUGUUUCAUUUGCAAUACUGUGCCGUUUUGUAACUCGCAUUGUAUUUAAACACGGAUGUGUGCCAUGCAUGAAGUAUAUACGUGUACAGUUGUUCCUUGGCCGAUUUCUCGCUUGAACCUUGUUGCCAAGUAGUUUACCGUUGGGUGUGAGACCGCUGAGCGGCAGGCGCCGUGGAUAUUACCAACUUGGCAGCUUGUUUGGCACGGAAUCAGCCAGGAAAUGUACCAAAGCACUAGCCCCGACACAUUUCCUUCACGCAUCUCCGCUGUGCGGGUUUGUUUUCUGACGGAAAUGUGCGCGGGGUUAUUGUCAACCGCAUUGGGUUACUGUUCAGGGUAUAGGGUUUCACAAAGAGCUCCUUCGCUGGCCGAUCUCUGUUGUGUAACCCGGUGCUAGAACAGCCUUAACGCAAUGCGAUGCCUGGAGAGGUCACAUUCUACGGUUUCCAAAGUUACGUCUCUUCUGAAAGAACUUAAGUUUCGAACAAUUGAAAUUUUAUGUUGCGUAAGAGUGGAUUUUUAAAUUAAAACAGCUAUUCAACGACCGCAUUUAUUAAAUAAUUCAACGACCUAAUUAUGUCAGGUUAAAAUAAUGUGACACUUGUCAUUCUGGAGUUAUAUAUUAGUUAGAAAGUACAGUAUAUCAAUUGUGUAACAUAAUAGUGUUGAUGGCAUCGUCAUUCUAGCCAUAACCAUUUACUCGUCACAAUUUUUUGUCACCUAAGUUGUAAGACUCACCAAAGAUCUAUUGUUUGCAAGCUUUACACAUAUACGUAUGUGAAACAUCAACCUUUAUUUUUGAACUUGAAUGUGCUUUAAAAUAUUUUUAUUCUGACAUUAACUUACCUGAGUGUUUUGACUUUAAAAGCUUAAUAAAAUAAGAUAAGAAAAAAG
This is a messenger RNA of Mya arenaria, 5511 nucleotides long. RefSeq lists its product as uncharacterized. The record is from RefSeq and is a predicted model, not a curated record. The transcript is spliced from 10 exons. Gene Ontology annotation, biological process: regulation of transcription by RNA polymerase II. The coding region runs from base 108 to 2699 and encodes 863 amino acids. NCBI's taxonomy places the organism in Eukaryota, Metazoa, Mollusca, Bivalvia, Myida, Myidae. Gene Ontology annotation, molecular function: protein dimerization activity; RNA polymerase II transcription regulatory region sequence-specific DNA binding; DNA-binding transcription factor activity, RNA polymerase II-specific.